Messenger RNA from Epinephelus fuscoguttatus (brown-marbled grouper), 5377 nucleotides. RefSeq names its product interleukin-1 receptor accessory protein-like 1. The record is from RefSeq and is a predicted model, not a curated record. NCBI's taxonomy places the organism in Eukaryota, Metazoa, Chordata, Actinopteri, Perciformes, Serranidae. Gene Ontology annotation, molecular function: interleukin-1 receptor activity. The coding region runs from base 513 to 2660 and encodes 715 amino acids. The transcript has 12 exons. Gene Ontology annotation, biological process: negative regulation of exocytosis; signal transduction.
ACGAGGCAGAGAGAGAGGGAGACGGCAUCCGAUGUGUCUUUUUCUGCACAUCACUUUGGAAAUUUGUAGUCCUGCUUGAAGCGGUGCUCACCUGCCGGGGCUGCGUGGCCGUGAGCCGCUGAGCAACUGAUUUCACAGGAUAAUCAGACUAAUUGCCUGCUCUGAUAUUGCCCUUCAUUGAUUCUGUCGACCAUUCCCCUAAUCACUGUCAUGAUUUUCUUCAUUUUCUCCUCUCCUGCUGUUUCAAAGUGACCGGCUGCAGGUGUUUUUGUGCUCCGAUUUGCGCCAGUCAAGCCUGGCAAUAUGUAAUUUUGGGAUAGACGCUGCGUUUUUUCUGGAGAAGUGGACUAUUUCACAUCUGGGAUUCCUUUGUUUCUGUUUUUUUUUAAAACGUUACUGCUUUACUCUGUAGACCUGAACAGAUUCUGAUACAGCGUGAUGGUGUGGGGCUAUCGGAACUGACAGCAGAGUGUACGCUAUCAUUUGGAAACUGCUUGUGGGACUGGUAAAAAAUGAAAGCUCCCAUUCCUCUUCUGAUCCUCCUUCAUGCCGUUGUGGUCCAUUGCCUGAAAGUUGUGUCGAAAAGAGGCUCAGUGGAAGGCUGCAUGGAUUGGUCAGUGGACUACCUGAAGUAUAAGGUGCUUCUGGGAGAACCUGUACGGAUUAAGUGCGCUUUAUUCUAUGGAUAUAUCCGGGCCAACUACACCCACGCGCAGAGCGCAGGACUUAGCCUUAUGUGGUACAAAAGUGCAGGACACGGUGACUUCGAAGAACCCAUCAGUUUUGACGGCACAAGGAUGAGCAAGGAAGAGGAUGCCAUAUGGUUUCGACCAGCGGAGUUGGACGAUGUGGGGUACUAUUCCUGCGUACUGAGGAACUCCACAUACUGCAUGAAGGUGUCCAUGUCUCUCACAGUGGCGGAGAAUGACACAGACCUCUGCUACAACUCCAAAAUGAGGUUCUUUGAGAAGGCAGAACUAAGCAAAAGCAAAAACAUCACCUGCCCGGGCAUUGAGGAUUAUCUACAGCCUGGAGUGGAGCCUGAGAUUGUGUGGUACAAGGAGUGCAGGCCAAAGCAGUGGAGACAAACCAUAGAGAGGAGGAGGGACACUCUGUCCAUCAAGGAAGUACGGGAAGAUGACAUUGGGAAUUACACCUGCGAAUUACAGUUUGGGAACUUUGUGGUGCGGAGGACGACUGAGCUAUCCGUCACAGCUCCCCUGACAGACAAGCCGCCAAAAAUCCUUUCCCCUUCGGAGAGCCAAAUGAGCAUCAUAGAGAUGGCAAUAGGAAGUCCCGUCAACCUGACGUGCAGAGCAUUCUUUGGCUACAGCGGAGACGUCAGUCCACUCAUCUACUGGAUGAAGGGGGAGAAGUUCAUUGAGGAUCUGGACGAGGAGCGAGUCCAGGAAAGCGACAUCAAGACAAUCCGGGAGCACCUGGGGGAGCAGGAGGUCUCCAUCUCUCUGACCAUCGACUCUCUGGAGGAGAGCGACCUGGGCAACUACUCGUGCUACGUGGAGAACGGCAACGGGCGGCGACAGGCCAACAUCCAGCUCACAAAGAAAGCAGAGCUGAUGUACACGGUGGAGCUGGCUGGAGGUCUGGGAGCCAUCCUGAUGCUGCUGAUCUGUCUGGUGACGCUGUACAAGUGCUACAGGAUCGAGCUCAUGCUCUUCUACAGGAACCACUUUGGCAGCGAGGAUAUAGAUGGAGAUAACAAGGACUACGAUGCUUACCUAUCCUACACCAAAGUGGACCCGGACCAGUGGAGCCAGGAGACCCGCGAGGAGGAGCGCUUUGCCCUGGAGAUCCUCCCCGACGUGCUGGAGAAGCAUUAUGGGUAUAAACUCUUCAUUCCAGACAGGGACUUGAUCCCCACAGGAAGUUUCACCAAUGAUCAUUUCCAGGAUGACACAAGACUACUUAGAGCCUACAUCGAGGACGUAGCACGCUGCGUGGACCAGAGCAAGCGCCUCAUCAUUGUCAUGACGCCCAGCUACGUGGUGCGGAGGGGGUGGAGUAUCUUUGAGCUGGAGACGAGGCUGCGCAACAUGCUGGUGACCGGCGAGAUCAAGGUCAUCCUGAUCGAGUGCGCCGAGCUGCGCGGCAUCAUGAACUACCAGGAAGUGGAGGCCCUCAAACACACCAUCAAGAUGCUGACAGUCAUCAAGUGGCGCGGGCCGUCCAGCAACAAGCUCAACUCCAAGUUCUGGAAGCAGCUGCUCUACGAGAUGCCCUUCAAGCGCAUGGAGCCUCUGAGCAUCUCCCACGAGCAGGUGCUGGACGUCAGCGAGCAGGGCCCCUUCGGUGAGCUCCAGACCGUCUCGGCCAUCUCCAUGGCGGCGGCCACCUCCACCGCCAUGGCGACGGCACACCCGGACUUGCGCUCCACCUUCCACAACUCUUGCCACACCCAGAUGAGGCAGAAACACUAUUACCGUAGCUACGACUACGACCUGCCGCCCGGCGGCACGCUCCCACCACUCUCCACGCUAGGCAACCAGCACACCUACUGCAACAUCCCCAUGACGCUCAUCAACGGACAGCGGCCGCAGUCCAAGUCGCCGCGCCAGCAGAGUCUGGAGGAGGCCCACGGCAACAAUGCCAUGCUGCCGCUGCUGCCCAGAGAGACCAGUAUAUCCAGCGUCAUCUGGUGACAGAGACGGUGCCAGGUGGGGUAGACUGUGGAUCUUUAUGAUGUCCGUCACAGGGAGGACUCACCACUGGCGCUUGGACCCUGAAUGCACCGGAGCCAGAUGGACCUGAAUGGCACUAAGCUACUUGCUGCUGUUGAAUUUGCACCAGGAAACAUCAGGGGGACGGGGAGGGAGGACACACUGGACACGUUGGGGAUGGAGGUGGUGGCAGAUUUUUGUUUUUGUUUUGGUCCAAUAAGAGCUUUUAUUGAAACUGAACAACAAAAAAAGAAGCAAGGAGAACUCUUUUGUAUGCCUGUAUAAACACUCACGUAACACAAGCCAACACCUAUGAUCAUUUACCCAGAGAGUCAAGGAAUACAGGGUCCUGUACAUACGUUUUCUAAUUCUUUGUAGCAUCAGUGUUUGGGACUUGUUUCUUCUUAUGUUUUCUCAUCAGUUGGGACUCUUUUUUUUUUUUUUCGUUUUGUUUUGUUUCAGUUUGUACAAAAGUGAAGCAAUGGCCUGUGAGAUGUUUUGGAUAAACCGUUGUUACCUUUAUCUUAAUUUGUUGGCUGGUGUAGUUUAUAAAGCUUUGGGAUUAUUUCGGGGAGGGGGGGUAAAAGUCGCGGCCUUCGGGAGAUGAGAACGACGUGGUUUGGAUUUGGAGUUUGAGCUCUGCCGGCUGCUGUAAAGGGUUGAGAAUCCGGACUCAACCAGAAUAUGCAAAAUCUUGGGUUAUGGGUGUCACAAACCGAACGCUUUUGGGAACAGUCAUAUCUGUGAAGGAGGAUAUGAAGAAUAUUGGUGCUAGGCUUCACAUCUCUCUGUUUCUCUCACGAUAACAUUUACUUUGAAAAAAAACAAAAAAACAGCCUUGCUAUUUACCUUAACAGAUGAUUAUAUCACCGAAAAUUAAUUAUGUGUAUUAUUUUAUGAAAAAAGAAAAAUCUAUUUUUGUAACUGAGGGAUAUUUGCUUAGAGAGGUUAUACCUAUGAAGUUUCUGAGAGGAGGAAUCGGGGAAAAAAAAGAACAAUGUUUUGUUAUGUGGAACUGCACAGCUCACGAAAAUCGAUAGGUCAUUCACUAAAUGUCUUACCCUUAUAUUGCAAGAGAAAAAAGUUGUUUUCAUCAUUAAAAAGAAGAGUUUUGACAUUUCAAACGGACCACGGAUUGCAGCUCAGCAGGCCUUUUAUGUUCGUUGAUUUCACAGGCGUUGCAGCGAUUCAGUGUUGAUUUAAGGACGGAGCUAUCGAUGAUGUCAGUGCAGAUGGAGGAGAGGGAAGCCAUGACAUCCUGUGUCACCCGAAGCAUUUACUCUACCUGGUUUCCUGUGAAGGACCAAACAAGGCUGUCCAGGGCUAAACAAGUAUCUCUGUUACUCAUUUCCUCUUAAAUGACAGCUCUGUUAUUUGUUUGCCAUUCCCCCUGUCAGCGGAGUCAGAUAAAUAAAGUAGGGCUUUCACGUCUUUGUUCUGAACACUCGGAGUCUGCCUGGGACAAAGGAACAUAACGACAAAGAGUUUCACUCCAAAACCAGACAACUGAUGAUAAAAUUGUUUAGAUAUUAAUAAAAAGUAACAUUUUAUAGGAUGUAAUCAGUUAUAUUUUUGACCUACUGACCAGUAAUCAUCACGGGGUGUGCUCUCCUCAAUAGCUUUUUAGAACGAAACCCUUCCAAAUAAGAUGUAAUAACCACUAAAGAGAGGCAAGAAUGUAUUUAAAGAUGCAAAUUAAAUCCUGGGGUAUAUCCAUACAGAUGCUAUUUAGAGCAAGUUAGACCAAAGCGAGCGACAGUGAAGCAUUCUCACUCACGAAAUAGUCCUUUUACGACUUCAUCAAACCCCACGAAUCAAGAGCUACUCUCACGUGUGAUGGCGGCCCGUGUACUUACCCCUCCUGCAGCUGUGCCAUAUUAUGUUUUUCAAGGAACUAACCUCAUACUAAAACACCUACAGCAUCUCAUAACGUCGAGGUGUUUCAUUUAGUGCCAUAAAAUAUGCAAAGUGAUGAACUCGUAAACAAUAAAAUAUGUUUUUCCCCGCCCCUUUAUCUUCUUGCAGUCUUCAGUUUUUGAUUUUACUUUUGCAGGAUAUUUCAGAACAGGCCUGUUUAUGUUCAAGUUUCAAAGUGUUUGCCGAUAAAUUUGCAUUUUGCAGGAACUGUCCGUCAUUUGAGAUCUUUCGAUUCGAGCCAGGCCUGUUUUUUUUUUUUUUUUUUUUUUUUUUUUAAUCCGCCUCAAUCAGAUGUUUCCCCUCCCCCCAUAUGAAAAGUAAGACAUGGAUUACACUCAAGAGCACCAUCCCAGAACAGAGGAGUCGUGCUCUGUGACGUGGCGUUGUGUAAAUAUAAUCAAGACAAUAACGUGAUUAAGAUGAAGACAAUCGAGCCAUAUCCAUGAAACCAAUGGUCAUUAUUCACCAGGCCUCUCAAAGCAGAAGCCUUUACCGGAGGUUAACGCGUAGAAUCGAUGAGGUUGUGACAGGAGUUUGGCGCUCCUGCUUUGGGAAGCCGUGCGAAUACAAACAUUUUCAAAGUGGGGCCGAUAACACAUUUUUGUUUCAUGAUGAAUUUCUCUGGCGACGUGAUGAAGAUGACGAUGAAUAACAAUGACAAUAUAUAGCACAGAAUUAUUCCAGGCACUUUCACGACUCUUGAGACGACGUCUCUCCUGUUUCUGAUUUAUUUUCUAUUAUGUAUCUGCAAUGUUCAUUAAAAGAGAUACUGUUAUUAUUAA